Trematosphaeria pertusa is the source of this 1020-nucleotide messenger RNA. RefSeq names its product competence/damage-inducible protein-like protein cinA. Lineage: Eukaryota; Fungi; Ascomycota; Dothideomycetes; Pleosporales; Trematosphaeriaceae. The coding region runs from base 392 to 913 and encodes 173 amino acids. The record is from RefSeq and is a predicted model, not a curated record. The transcript has 2 exons.
UCUUAUCCUCAUAGAACGUAGUCACCAGUAUAUCUCAUAAACAUUGCAUACUCACUCUCUACCUUUUUGCUAAGAGAGUUCGACCUUGUACAACGUCCUGCGCAUGCUCCACUUGCGAAACAAGCUGCAGACGCCACGAACCAGAGGAUCAGACGGAAGCUAAAAAUCUCUCCGAUAGUCGCACGAGGAAAAGGAGCUACCCCACUUAGCGUCAUACCUAACCCAUCUUACAAAUGUAACUAGAUAUACCCCGCGCUGGAGCUCUUUCCAAUCUCCAGAGUGGGCUCCUUCCAUAUCUACAGCUUCAUAAAACACCCCUCUGCGGCAAUCUCAAACCUCAAAGCCUAUCCAUUUGCAGCUCGUCUUCAUCCACAGCCCUCUCGCAUUAACAAUGUCGUCCUCAUUCCCACCCGACGAGGUCCGGGAGAUCGUCCAGGAAGUCGCAGCCCUCCUGAAAGAGCGCAAAGAAACCAUCUCAGUAGCAGAGACAGCAGCAGGCGGUCUCAUCUCCGCAGCCCUGCUCUCCUACCCCGGCGCCUCGGGGUACUACAAAGGCGGCCUCACCCUCUACACGCUCGACUCGCGCAUCGCCUUCGCUGGCUGGACGCCCGAGAACUUGAAAACAUACACUGGGCCCACGCCGGAGAUUGUUGCGGGAUUGGCGGAACAUACGAGGAAGACGUUGGGCAGUACGUACACGGUUAGUGAAAGCGGGACGGCGGGGCCGACCGGAGGGACGACGAAGAAUAGAACACCGGGUUAUGUGGCGCUGGCUGUAGCGAGCGAGAAGGGGACAGUGACAAGAGAGGUGGAGACGGGAUUGGGUGGGGAUAGAGAGGCGAAUAUGGUGAGGUUUGCGGUGGAAGGGUUGACAUUGGUUAGGGAUGUGAUUAAGGGAGAGGAAAAAUUGUGAGGGCCGUGGUGGGGAUAAGUGAGUGCAAGUCAUUCAUCGUAGCCGCAACACUGGGUGGUAAUUGAUUACGUUCGUUUGCUUACAUUGGCUUGCAGGUAGAAGAGGAA